UUUUAGUCCGUUCUGCUCUAUAACCGCUGUCAAAGAAAAAAAUAGCAUUGACCCUGGAAAUGCUGAUGGAAGCUGUGAAAAUAGAAAUGGGCGCUACAGAGCGGUGGCCAGAUAAUGUCAAACUUUACCAACAAUAUCAGGCUGAGCAGAUAACGUUUCCCGACUAUGCGGCCAGUCUAAGUGUGAAAACUUUCUUAUACAUGUGUGGUCUGGAGUUCUCUACGGUGCCAAAAAUCAAUGCAGAAGAAAUGUCCCCAUCAGGACGAGUGCCUUUUAUACACAUAGGACCAUUCCUUGUCUCAGAGUUUGAGCCUAUCGUUGCUUAUGUACAAACCAGGGGUUUUGGGCUGAAUGAUGAUCUAACAGACGUCCAGAAGUCCGAGCUGAAGGCUUACAUCAAGCUCAUUGGUAGUACGCUGGUCAAUGCUGAGCUUUAUCUGUCAUGGCUUGUGCCCGAGGUUUAUGAAAAGGUAACAAAGGCCCGCUAUGGUGCAAUGUAUGCCUGGCCCCUGAACUGUAUUCUACCCUACCAGAAGUUUCUGAGUGUGCAAAAACAACUGGCUGCAUCGGAGUGGAAAAACAAGACUUUCGCUGAGGUGUGUGAGGAAGUUGAGACAUGCUGUCAGGCGUUGAAUGACAGACUGGGAACACAGAAUUUCUUCUUUGGAAAGAAACCAACAGAGCUUGAUGCGCUGGUAUUUGGACACAUUUCAACUUUACUGACGACCGACCUGCCACGAAAUGAGUUUGCAGACAUUAUACGAAGAUACGAUAAUCUUCUCGUUUUCUUAAAAAGAAUUGAUGCCGAGUACUUUGAUGCACUUAGAAAUUCUUAUUAAAUGGGUACAUCAUUUUGACAAACAUUAAACUGGAUUUAAACUCUGAUGUGCAAACUUUAAGCUGGAAGAUAUGUUGAAAGCUGCGUCAUACGACCAGCGUCAUUCUAAAAUGGGUCUUAAGCCAUAUGUCGCUAAAGAGACCACGUUACCUUUUGGUAUUUUAUAGCAAACAGUAUAUCUCCUGACCAGGCAAAGCGCAUGCGAAGGCUGGUCUGGAGCUACAGUGGUUGCAUAUGGCAUGUGACCUUUUUUGCAUGAGGCAGAGCAUUUAUGCUUUGAGCAUGUUUUAAAUGGAUACACACAAUUUCAGCAAAGUUAUAAUGAAGAUAUGUGACAUUUGUUAUAAAUAUUGUUUGUUUGUAUAGAAAAAUAAAUAUGAUAAUAAUAUAAGAAA
Dreissena polymorpha is the source of this 1233-nucleotide messenger RNA. RefSeq names its product metaxin-2-like. Gene Ontology annotation, cellular component: SAM complex. The transcript is spliced from 8 exons. NCBI's taxonomy places the organism in Eukaryota, Metazoa, Mollusca, Bivalvia, Myida, Dreissenidae. Gene Ontology annotation, biological process: mitochondrion organization. Bases 60 to 839 code for a protein of 259 amino acids. The record is from RefSeq and is a predicted model, not a curated record.